This is a messenger RNA of Fusarium subglutinans, 1527 nucleotides long. RefSeq lists its product as uncharacterized. The coding region runs from base 1 to 1527 and encodes 508 amino acids. Lineage: Eukaryota; Fungi; Ascomycota; Sordariomycetes; Hypocreales; Nectriaceae. The transcript has 2 exons. The record is from RefSeq and is a predicted model, not a curated record.
AUGUCGCUCAAGGACAGGAUCUCGUCACCCCUCGAGGCUGGUACCUCAAUCCUCGAUGCUCAUCACCUGCCUCCUCAUCUGGCACCGGCUCUCGAGCAUGUAUCUUCGCGUCUGGCCCGCAAGUCGCAGCAUAUCACGCUUGUUGUAGCCCGUCGGGAUUAUCAACUCCCUUCUGUUGUACCCCCCAAGGGCCUCCUGACUCCGACGACUCCUUCACCACUGUCUCCUGGACUUCGGUUGAACCUCUCUCAAGGUCCUGUCUCCAGGCUCAAAUCGCUGGUCAGGACUGGUUCUUCAACAUCCCUGCGGUCGAUCAAUUCUCCGCGGAGUGCUUUGUCUUCACCCGGUCAGGUCCCCCCGCUUGAGGCGUCCAGCCCUCGGUUCAGAUGGCCUCUUUCACCAUCCACGCCAAUGUCUCCUCCUCCCAUGACACCUUGCACCGCAUCAUCGACGACCACCGAUACCAUGAGCUCAAUGAUGAGCGCUUCGUCAGGCUUCGGUAUGCGACUUAUCCACACCAACGAGCUCCACCCUAGGUCCGAAAAGAUCCUCAACUCCAUUUUGAGCAAGACGGAAAAGAAGUUCGCGAUAGGCACUGAGUGGCUAUCACCUGCUGUCAGAGCUUCCUCGUGCGGGCUCACCAACCAGCUCAUCCAUAGCUCCAUCAUCCAGAACGAGGUCCUUUUCUGCUCCGAAGGCCUCACAGUCCUCACACUCGAUAGAUUGUACAGUCUCAAGAGUGCCUUGUCCAGCUAUUCCAAAACAAAAUCCCACCUCCGUCUCGAAGACGCCGUUGACGAGCUCCGACGUAUCAUCCUGGCAACCAAUGGUGCAAAGGUUUCGAAAACCGCCAUCCUCCGAUCGUAUGACUGGCUGAGUGUGUCUAAUUGGGCACUUGUGGACCUCGAUCGCAUGUAUAGGCGGGCAUAUGGAGGACCAGAGCAGUAUGGUGGUAUCUCAGGUCUUACUAGCUUUGCGGAGCCAGCCAUAAAACCUAUCAGCGACUCACAAGAGCGAUACAAGGAAGAAGAGGCUGAGGAGGCUACAAUAGGCCUGGCUGUCUCCGAAGGGAAGACGCCCUCGCCGAAGCCUCUGCUUAAACUCCAGACAAAUUUCACUCCGGGGCCCAUUCUGAAACCGAAGCCCAACAAGAUUCAAGUCCCAGCUCCAGUUUCGGUUCCAGCUCAAGUUCAAGCACCAACCCAAGCACCAACUCAGACCGAAGGAGAAGAGGAGGAGGAAGACGGCGAUCGCACGGCACGACCGACAGAUCAACUGUAUUUCACAAUGCAACAAUGGGAGCCACCUUCGACGAUAGAUCAAAUCUUAACCGCCGGUCCCAUCAAUCGAAGCGCUUUCAGUCCUCUCACGCCAACACCCAUCAUGAGUCCAGCAUCACCAAGAUUUGGGCCGUUAACACCACAUGACUAUGACGAUAUUUCGCCCACCACGCGUGGAGAAUGGGGUUUCAUGAUGGCAGAUAAUGCCUUUCAGAGUGGCCGGAAGGCCGGAGUUGAGAUUUUUUGA